Molecule: messenger RNA, 1526 nt
Organism: Aedes albopictus (Asian tiger mosquito)
Lineage: Eukaryota; Metazoa; Arthropoda; Insecta; Diptera; Culicidae
Product: testis-specific serine/threonine-protein kinase 3
Exons: 4
Coding region: 241-1395 (384 amino acids)
Biological process (GO): intracellular signal transduction; protein phosphorylation
Cellular component (GO): cytoplasm
Molecular function (GO): protein serine/threonine kinase activity; ATP binding
Source: RefSeq, a predicted model, not a curated record
AGUUGAGCUUUUUUCUGCUCGAAUGGACUCGGAUGGAAGAAGAUGUCAACAAUGGAAAAAAACGCAGUAGGCAGCACUGCUUGUUAGUGACCUUUUUGUGACGGACGCAGACCAGUCGACGAGAGCAUUUGGUGGAGUGGAUUUGUUUGGGAUGGAAAAUUAUUAAAAAAAAUCAUCUAAAUUGCACCCGUAUAGCUAAUAGAUCAGGCUGAUAAAUAUUCUAAAUUGUUAGUUAACGUUAUGGGCUCAAAAACUGAAACACUCCAAAAGGGGCUGCAGUCGGCUCUGCGUGAGAACGUCAUUCCUACUGUGGUGUGCGAGGAGGAGGAACAACAGAAACGUCGCGAAUCUGUGCUGGAACUGAACGGCUACAUUGUCCAAGAAACCAUCGGUAACGGGGCAUUUUCAAACGUUAAGAGGGCUUUUUCCAAGAGCCUGAAUCAUCCGGUUGCCAUCAAAAUAAUUUCUAAGCAGAAAGCGACCAAGGACGUCCUGGAAAAGUUUCUCCCCAGAGAGAUCGAGUUGGUGAGGAAUUUAAAACAUGCCAAUUUGAUCAGGUUCCACGAGUGCAUUGAAACUACCUUAAGGUUCUACAUCAUAAUGCAGUACGCUGAAAAUGGGUCCUUGCUGCAGCUCAUAAGGAAGGAGAAGUAUCUUCCAGAAGAGCGGGCCAAAUCGUUUUUCAGCCAGUUGAUCAGUGCUGUGGAAUAUAUCCAUGGUAUGGGAGUGGUCCAUCGGGAUAUCAAGUGCGAAAACAUCGUUUUCGACAAAAGUUUCACGCUUAAGCUGAUUGAUUUCGGGUUCGCCAGAGGGAACAUGCAACCGGUUUUGGCUGGUGGUAAGAUCAAGCCUGUACUAUCAAAGACCUUUUGUGGAAGCCAUGCUUACGCCAGUCCGGAAAUACUGAAAUCGGUUCCAUACCAGCCACAGUUGUCUGACAUUUGGGCAGUUGGCGUGGUGCUGUACACGAUGGUGAUUGGCCGCCUCCCCUUUUCCAAUGAAGCGAAUGUUAAUGUUCUCAUUAAGCAAGUUUCAGCCGGGCCGAAAUUUCCCAAGGAUCGCAGCAUAAGCGAUGAAUGCAAAAACUUGAUUCAAAAAAUUUUGCGGCCCGUUAAUGUGAGGAUCACGAUCGAGGAGAUGCGGCGCCAACCAUGGCUGACCGAGAACGAUUCCGGAUACGAUGAUAUGGGCAUUGAGAAGAGGUAUGACAAGAAAAUGAAACUUGACAACAGCUCCAGCGACAGCAGCGAUGGAAGCACCAGAGUGACCAUUAAUAACCCAGGCUGCAGUGCUUCCCCUGGUAAUCGUGAUGACAAUCAUAAUCUCAGCCCUAACGGACACAAUGGUACAAUCUCGCAGAAUGUCCUAAAUCGGAAGAGAUCUGUGCCACAAUGAAUUUGAUUGUUAACAUUUUGACAGCGUCAAAAUUUGUUGUAUUUUUUUUGUUUUAUUAUACUAAACGAGACAUUCGUUUUUUGACCAAUAGCGAAACAUAACGAAGAGAACUCACUUUUCGUAACAUUCAA